GGAGUGGUGGGGAGAGGCGGGGAGCGCAGAGACGCACGCGAUGGACACGCCGAGAGACCCAAACAGAUUGUAACAUCAUCAUCCAUCAGCAGCAGCAUCAUCAUCCGUCGUCAUUCAUCGCCAUCAUCAUCACGCGUGGACGCUCGCUCGUGCGUGAUUCAAACCAACAGCAGCUGCAGCAGCAUCUGCAGCUGCAGCAGCAGCAACAGCAGCAACAGCAGCAGCAACAGCAGCAACAGCAGCAGCAACAGCAGCAACAGCAGCAGCAACAGCAGCAACAGCAGCAGUGGUGGCGGAUGUUUGGAGUGAAUGGAUUGUCACGCCACGGACAGGUGGAUGUUAAACGGUCGCCUCGCCGUUGUUAUCCUCCAUUGUCAUUGUUGUUGUUAUUUAUGUCAUCGUUGUUGUUGUUGUUGAUGUCUGGGGCCUCGCGGAGCAAGGAGCGAGACUCCUCUGGCUGCGGCUGCGGGGAGGAGGGCGAGGAGGAGGAGGCGGUGAUGCUACGACGAACCUGGUCCAGCAUCUCCAUCCACCCUCAUCUGCCUACAGGCUGUCCAUACAGUCUAUCUGUACUGUCUAUCCCAUAUAGGAUAUCCAUACAGUCUAUCUGUACUGUCUAUCCCAUAUAGGAUAUCCAUACAGUCUAUCUGUACUGUCUAUCCCAUAUAGGAUAUCCAUACAGUCUAUCUGUACUGUCUAUCCCAUAUAGGAUAUCCAUACAGUCUAUCUGUACUGUCUAUCCCAUAUAGGAUAUCCAUACAGUCUAUCUGUACUGUCUAUCCCAUAUAUGAUAUCUAUACAGUCCAUCUGUACUGUCUAUCACAUAUAGGAUAUCCAUACAGUCUAUCUGUACUGUCUAUCCCAUAUAGGAUAUCUAUACAGUCCAUCUGUACUGUCUAUCACAUAUAGGAUAUCCAUACAGUCUAUCUGUACUGUCUAUCCCAUAUAGGAUAUCCAUACAGUCUACCUGUACUGUCUAUCACAUAUAGGAUAUCCAUACAGUCUAUCUGUACUGUCUAUCCCAUAUAGGCUAUCCAUACAGUCUAUCUGUACUGUCUAUCCCAUAUAGGCGCUCUCGCUCCUUACUCUCCCCACAUAUCCUGAGCCCCCCACCACCCAAACGUCUCUCUCGGCUCUCCGUCUCCCCUCUCCCCCCCCGUCUCCCACUCUCUCUCUCGCUCCACUCUUCCUUAUCUCUUCCCAUAUUCACCCCUCCAAUCUCCUCCCCCACCUCUCUCAUUCUCCCCACUCUCCUCCCCCCUCUCUCUACCCAUCGCUUUAACCAUUCUCUCUCUAUCGGUCUCUCCUCUUCUCUCCCCCACUCAUCCUCUCCCCCAGUGUCUCUCUCGUUUCCCCACUCUGACUACUCUCUGCCGACUCUCUCCUACGGCCUCCUGUUCUCUCCAUCUCCCUCAUCAUUGGUGUCUCGCACCUCCAAUUUGCGCAGUUGGCUACGUACGGCGCGAAAGAAGUUCCACGCACAUACACCUCUCCCAUCCAUCUCCAUCCUCCACUCUCCAUCCUCCUCUCCCCCCCCCCCCCGCGUCACGAUGUCUCGCCGACUCCGCGUGCUGCUCGUGCUUCUCGUGCUACUCGCCACGUGCGCGCUGCACCUCCUCCUGCACUUCACGGCUCCCGUCGAGAGCGUCUGGGACAAGGCGACGGGAGACUGUCCCUGCACCCAGCAGCAGCGGAAUCGAUACGAUCAGCAGAACCAGCGGCAGCGUAAUCAACAUCGCCAUCAGCAGCAGCAGCAGCAGGACUAUGACCGCGAUCAGAAACAAGGGCUCCGCGUCAUCGCCGACCGCGAGGUCAAAUUCGGAGACGCGAAGUCACAUCGAGUUGCCUCCACCUCGUCGUCUGGUCCUCCCCCAUCAUCAUUGUCGUUGUCGCCACCACCGCCAUCAUCGUCGUCCUCAACUCUGCUGGAGGAGCUGUUCAGACAUCCCCUGUACGGGGGCCCUACGCGGGAGGGGAGCAAGGGCGACGUUGAUGAUGGUGAUGAUGAUGGUGAUGAUGAAGAUGGGGAUGAUGAACUUCUCUUGAGUCCAGCGUCUGAGCCGCUUGACUCCGGAGAGCAGCGAGAAGAAGCGUGGAGGGCUGAUGGGGAGGAGGCCCCGGCGUGGCUGCGCUUCCACCGCGGCAUCUCGCGGCGUGCGCUCUACCCCCGCGCAUCGCCCACGCUGCCUGAGCUGCUGCGCGACCUCGCCCAGCAGAGACUCGUGAGCGCCGUGAUGAAGCCGGGCGGCACGCAGCUGAAGCUCGUGAUGUCGCUGGAGAAUGGGGGACUGGCCCUGCUCAAGCCCAUGAAACAGAAUCGGGACCAGGAGACCUCCCCGGAUUUUUUUUACUUCUCCGACUUUGAGCGACACAACGCAGAGAUCGCAGCCUUCCACCUGGACAGGAUCCUGGACUUUCGCCGCGUUCCGCCCGUCUCUGGGAGGCUCCUCAACCUCACGCGGGAAGUCCGCGACAUCAGCAAGGACAAGAAGCUCCUCAAGACGUUCUUCAUCUCUCCAGCCAACAACGUGUGCUUCUACGGCGAGUGCUCGUACUACUGCUCCACGGAGCACGCGCUGUGCGGGCGACCCGACCACCUGGAGGCCUCUCUGGCCGCCUUCCUGCCCGACACGGCCGAGGCGCCGCGCAAGUCCUGGCGCAACCCGUGGCGUCGGUCGUACAACAAGCGGCGCAAGGCCGACUGGGAGGUUGACCCUGGAUACUGCGACGACGUGAAGCGGACGCCGCCGUACAACUCCGGCACGCGGCUCCUGGACGUCGUUGACAUGAGCAUCUUCGACUUCCUCACAGGGAACAUGGACAGACACCACUACGAGACGUUCGAGAAGUUCGGCAACAACACGUUCCUCCUUCACCUGGACAACGGACGCGGGUUCGGGAAGCACUCACAUGAUGAAAUAUCCAUCCUGGCACCACUCAUCCAGUGCUGCGUCGUGCGUCGCUCCACGCUGUCGCGCCUGUCGCUGGUGUCGCGCGCGCCGCUGCUGCUCAGCUCGCUGAUGCGCGAGAGCGGCGCCGCCGACCCCGUGGCCCCGCUGCUGCCCGAGGGGCACCUCGCGGCUCUCGACCGCCGCGUCGCCCUCGUCCUCUCCGCCGCGAGCGACUGCCUCAAGAGGCACGGCCGAGCGAGCGUCUUCCGCUACGGCGCCGCCGCCGCCGCCACCUCCGCCGCCGUCACGGAGAAGAUGAAGAGGGGACGGCGGCACAAGAAGCAGCAGAAGCAGCAGCAGCAACAGCAGCGAAUUCACGAGUGGGACAAGGCGCCUAAGAAUGUAGCGCGAAGAUAGCGCUGGUGGCGGUGGAGCAGCGUCGACCAGGGGCGGGCAGCAGUGACAGGGGCAGCAGCAGCAGCAGGAACAAACUGUUGCACCGGCAGCAGAAGUAGCAACAGCAGCAGCAACAAGAAUAGAGAGUAACUGCUGCAUCCUGCAAAGCAGCACAACCAGCAGCAGCAGCAACGGUAAUAACAGAUGCGACUGCAGCAGAAGCAACAGCAGCAGCAACUGCUGCCUCUGCAACAGCAACAGCAGCAGGAGCAGGAGCAGCUAUGGCCCCGACAUAGCUCGUGAGCUGCUCGGGCGAUACGGUAGCAAUAGUAGCGUACGCGUGCGGCAUCAGCCACAGCAUUGUCAACACGAGCAGCAGCAGUAGCAGCAGUGACGGCAGCAGAGACAGCCACGUGCUCAACAGUGGCAACAGCCACAACAUUCUCUGGCAGCAGGAGCAACAACAACAACAUAAUCAGCAACAGCAGCAGCAGCAGCCACGUUCCUUAGAGUAGCAACAGCAGCAGCAAAUCCAAGGGCGUCAAAAAAUAAGUCACGAUUGUUGUCACUCGAUUCUCGAUUUUGUUUUGGUGUUUUUUUGUCCUCUCCUGCAACGUUGUCCCGAUCGUGCCACCGGUGACGCGUCACGAGCCUUAGAAUCCCAUCGCAGGGCGGUCCGUGGAAGCGGAUAUCACGGAGCUAAUUCUGAGAUCACACACUCGGGAAGCGAGCACUCUGCCACUGUUGCGGGAGUAACGUUCACCACACGACGGCCAAACCGACAGUGUCACUCCAAUGACGUGCAACAUCAAAAGACAUUGCGCGUGCGUGCGUGCGUUAUGAGGCCACCAAUUCGCUACACUUGAAAAACUCGCCUUAGUCACAGAAAGCGGCUGACACCUGCAUUCGAACUCAGGUCUUUUAGCGUUGACGGCUUAGCGUCUCCCACCUCAGCGUUCUCCCGGCCACGUGAAUUUCGUGUUUCAAAUUACGUGGCCGUUAUUUUUACUCUAUUUAAUCUUAGGGCGGGUCUCGGGGGUCGAGUGUCCACCCUGUCGCAGAUUCAUGAUCUGGCAGAGGGUUGGAGGCGUUGGUGAGGUGCGGUGGUGAUGACUUCUCGAUCUUUAAAAUAAAACCUCUGUUGAGCUGUCUGGGUCUAUACUGUGUCUACAUUAGAGGGGUGUAACGAUGCACUUUGCGUAUCAUUUAUUAGCUUGGGCUUGAUCAAUAAUUUUAGUUUUUUGGGAUUCGGAUCGUCCAAGUGUCCUAACAAUGCCAAAUGUUGCGUCGUACACCCUCCACCCGGCAUAGCCAAAGAAAUCAAGUGCUCACGUGAACAAACGUUACCACUUUACAAUUGCUUUUCGUUUGAUCACCCCGGUGUAGUGGAGGGUAAAAUCCACACGCGUGUGAACGAUUUGAUUCGACGUAUCGCUGGUCGAGUUCAAUCUUUUUUUUUGCUUGGUUUGCUCAUGCCUCGUGACACCCACUGCACGUGACUCCUGCAACCACUAGUGGCCGCUACAUUCGCCACGGUCUUUUGUUUCAAAACAAUUUCAAAUAAAUCGAUUCUGGAUUCGAAUUUCGACAGUUCGCUGGGAGUGAAUCGUUACACCCUGGUUCGUUAGGUUGCAACUAUUUCUGUCAUUAAGAACGAAAGUGGCAAUCCCAUCUUAUCAUCAUCAUCAAGCCAUUGCUGCUGCUGCUGUUUCACUCUGACCGCGCCUAUGUAGCGCGUACUGCUGUACCUGGGACCAUUGCCUAAUCGCAGACGGAACAGUCCGGAACGAUGUUCCAGGAAUGAAUGAACUGCAUGAUUGAUGUCUUCUUCGCAUACGCGAUGUCUUUACACGUGAACUAAAAAUAAAGUAAUUUCUUACACGA
This is a messenger RNA of Petromyzon marinus (sea lamprey), 5171 nucleotides long. The record is from RefSeq and is a predicted model, not a curated record. Lineage: Eukaryota; Metazoa; Chordata; Hyperoartia; Petromyzontiformes; Petromyzontidae.